CCAGCAGUGGUGCAAAUGUUAUUGUAAUUCCUCCACAAGAGCAUGAGCAGCAAAACUUGGUAGUCUCGUCAGACUUUGAUAUUUUUCUCAACGAUUUCCCGGAUUUCGAUCUCAAAAUAUGACGUUUUACCACUUUGUUAAUUGCGUAGCACUGGUCUAUGUGCCCUACCACUUCACAUACAAACUUUCUGGACUAUCAGAGUAUGGAGCCUUUUGGAAAUGCUUCCAAGCAGCACAGCAUUACGUUUUCACGCAGCUGGUCAAAAUGAUAGUGGUGGCCACAUUUUUCCCUGAAUCUGAACUGGAAGUCAAAGGAGACGGCAAUGAUGCUUUUUCGGAGUGGUUGAAGGCUUCCGUGGACCUGGCUGACCUGGCGGGUCUAUAUCUAGUCCUGGCAAAAAUCCCUGGCAAAGGGCACAACAAGAUCUUGACUGCUGCCGUGGGAUGGGGUGGCGCAGAGAUGAUUCUCUCGCAUGUCUACUCGCUGUGGUUUGGCGCUAGAGGAGCUGAAUUCGACUGGAAGUACAUCCAGGGAUGCCUUGACUCCAACAUCAGUCUGGUCCAGCAUAUCUCGACGGCCGCCCUGGUGUGGUUGUGGUCGCGGCAUGACUUGAAGAAGACCCUGAUGCCAAUCGUCUACUUCCUCCUGCUGGCCGCCAUUUUCAAGCCAGUACUUUUCAACACUCUGCUGGUGUCCAUGGGCUACGGACCGUGGCUGCGGCUUGCUCUGAAGGCACUGACCACUGGCGCCCUCGGCCUGGUCACCCUCUACAUCUACAGCGGCCUGGCAAAGGCCAUAGGUGUCUACUAGCAUGCAACCCUCUCCUCUAUUUGAUACUUUUUCAUGCCAAACUACUCAAGAAGUAUUGAGAAGACCAACUUCACCAGAAGAUUUGCAAGUUUUGUUUAUUGUUGAGAAUGAAUGCGUGUAUCUAUUA
This is a messenger RNA of Cloeon dipterum, 938 nucleotides long. RefSeq names its product BOS complex subunit TMEM147. The record is from RefSeq and is a predicted model, not a curated record. The coding region runs from base 119 to 811 and encodes 230 amino acids. The transcript has 4 exons. NCBI's taxonomy places the organism in Eukaryota, Metazoa, Arthropoda, Insecta, Ephemeroptera, Baetidae.